CCAUUUCAGCACACGGGGGUUAUUUAUACCAGGGCCUUUGUGUGUCUUCGUGGACAGAUUUGGCUCAAGGCCUUGUAUGGCAAUUGUGUUUUGUUACCAGGUUAAAAUAUGGGCAUAAUGUACGUGGGCACAGUGUACGCGCGCGCGUGUGUGCAUUUGAUUAAAUAGUAUGGCUUGCAGUCAUCCUUGUUUAUGAUAUGUUGCACUACACAGAUGGAAUUUGUUUUCUAUUGUCUUUCGGACCCUAAAAAAGUGGCAUAUUAAAGAUGAAGAAUGGGGAGAUGUUUAAAGAUAUGUGGCCAAUUCUGCAGUGACCUAUGAUUUAUAUCCUGCUGUAAAUGUAUGGAGGCCCGUUUCUGCUAAAUAUUGAUGACAAUUCAGCCUCGAUAAGAUAUUUAAAAAUUGAAUUAUGAGAUACAAUGUCCAUAACAUGAAAUUUAAAAAAAUCAAAUAUUAUUGAGAAUAUUGAAAUAUUGAGAAUGAAACCACAGUAAAUACCAAAAUUAUUAAAGAAAAGGUUGAGUUUUGUUGAAUUAUGAGUUAAUAACUCAUCAUUAUGAGAUUAUGUGGUCUUUUUUAAUCUCACAUUCAUGACUUUUUACCUGAUAAAUAGCCCACGAUUUAUCAUGAUGGGAAGAUAGGUUUAACUUUGCAUUUCUCUUUAACUGUUUAUUUGCCUGAUUGGUUUACAGUGUAGUUGUUUAAAUGUGGUGGUGUCGCAGGCGAGUAAUUUGACAUUUCGUUCAGUUUCCCCUUAGAGAGUAUCUAUGGACAACUCUACUAACUUUACACUCCCACAUUAUUGAUGAGUUGCUGAGUGGGUUGAACGUUUUGCUACAAGCAUCAGUGUUGUGCUUUCGCGUCAUUUGCAAUUCAGGACAGGCUCAUGUCAAACUAGACGAAUCAGACAAGUGGAGCAGCUGAUAAAAACGCCGUUGUCAGUUUCGGUCUGCCUCCUGCUUAAACCGUCGGGGCUCCACAUCCGUCAGCUGAGAAGGAAAGCGCUCAGAGAACGUGUCUCAUGGCUCCUCAGUACGCACCGAGUCUGCGCUCCCGUCUGGCACCUUUGUUGCUUUUUCUGCAGAUAGGCUUCAUUGUCAUAUAUGCCUUUUACGUUGAGAUCGAAGGCAAUGUAAGAGACAGGGAUGGGGACACUUUCAGCAACUUUUACCCAGAGUUCCAGGAUGUAAAUGUGAUGGUGAUACUUGGAUUUGGCUUCUUGUGGACUUUCCUUGUGCGAUAUGGUUUCAGUGGCACUGGGUUCAACCUCCUUGUGGCUGUUGUGGCAACUCAGUGGGCCGUCAUACUUAAUGGAAUUGAUUCCUGGUAUUAUAGAGGAAAGAUCAUGAUAAAUUUGAGAAGCUUGGUAGAUGCAGAGAUGUGCGCAGCCUCUGCCCUCAUUUCAAUCGGAGUUGUGCUGGGGAAGACCAACCCUGUCCACCUCGUCCUCAUGGCCCUGCUGGAGGUCUCAGGGUUUGUCCUGAAUGAAUGGCUCCUCCAUACUCUGCUGAAGGUCAGUCCUUUGAAGAACAUGCGGCUUCACAUCUUUGGGGCCAUCUUUGGACUCAUGGUAACCUGGAUCCUGCAUUGGAAUGGAUCCCAAAAGCAAUUUGAAAAAGAGAAAUUUGGCCGCAAAACAGGAUUAUUUUCCAUGUUGGGGACUAUAUUUCUCUGGAUGUUUUGGCCCAGUUUUAAUUCAGUUCUCGUGGAUGGCCAUACACCUGGGAGGAAGCUGGGUGCUGUCUGCAGCACCUACCUGGCCCUGGCUGUCAGUGCUGUAACAGCAGUUGCUUUGUCUGUGCUCUCGAGUCCCAAGGGAAAAGUCAGCCUGAUCCAUAUCCAGUCAUGCAUCCUUGCUGGUGGAGUUGCUGUUGGGGUUUCCAUUUCAGGGGUUCAUCAGCCUUGGGAAGCCAUGACAAUUGGAUUCACUGCUGCUGUCGUAUCAACCAUUGGUUUCCGAUAUCUCAAGAACCACAUGCUGCUUGCGUUUCAAUGCCAUGACACCUGUGCUAUCCUGAGCACACAUGGACUCCCGGGUCUACUGGGAUGGCUAGCACAGCUCCUCCUACAGAUAAGAGAUUGUGAUGAUCACACAAUGGCAAUCCAAUUUGCUGUGUUUCACAUUUGUACUGUCCUCUUCACCGUUUCUCUAAGUUUGGCCAUGGGCGUUAUUACUGGACUCCUACUUAAGUGGAACAUCUGGAGACCACCCCAAGACAGAAAGUGUUUUGAUGAUCAAGCUUUCUGGGAGUUUCCCCAUCUUGCAGUGCGCAAGUAAGACCACAGAGAAGUCUGCCCUUGAAAAUAACAACUUUUUAUGCUUUCAUGUUUUUUUUUUUACUUUUUUACUUGUGGAAAGUAGAUAGAUGUUUUUGUGUGUGCAAGACUCGGAUAGAUAAACUUCAAAAAAUCGUAGAAGCAUGAACGCAAGAGUCAUAUACUGCUCAGUUUGUUUCUGUUUAAUGCUGCCAUGGCUGUCAGAAAAUGACCUCAUGGUUUGGAUGUUACACAAGUAAAUGGAUAAGAAGUGAUGCGGUCAAAUGCAAAUCUCCAGUACACAAACAACAACCAACAGUUGUGAAACCCUUUGGUGACUUCAGGUCAACAGUAUGAGCUUCGAAUCUGUCAACAAUAAAUCUGAAAGACUGCAAAGUU
Acanthopagrus latus (yellowfin seabream) is the source of this 2655-nucleotide messenger RNA. It is a transcript of the gene rhd, whose product is annotated as Rh blood group, D antigen. Gene Ontology annotation, cellular component: plasma membrane. NCBI's taxonomy places the organism in Eukaryota, Metazoa, Chordata, Actinopteri, Spariformes, Sparidae. Gene Ontology annotation, biological process: ammonium homeostasis; ammonium transmembrane transport. The record is from RefSeq and is a predicted model, not a curated record. Gene Ontology annotation, molecular function: ammonium channel activity. The coding region runs from base 1022 to 2278 and encodes 418 amino acids. The transcript has 10 exons.